Messenger RNA from Knipowitschia caucasica, 330 nucleotides. The record is from the annotation of a GenBank genome assembly. Lineage: Eukaryota; Metazoa; Chordata; Actinopteri; Gobiiformes; Gobiidae.
AUGGAGAAACAUUCUGCUGACACACUGGAAGCCAUCAGAAGUGUGAAAGGGGAUGUACAGGCGCAUUCACAAAGACUCGAUGAGGCUGAGGAGCGGAUAUCACGGGCUGAAGAUGAUGUAGCCUCUCUCCAAGAGACCCGCCGCCAGCAGCAGCGCUUCGACGGCGUAAAAGCAAAGCUGCGCGCUCUGAAUAUCCGCUAUGGGAUGCUAUACCCGGCCCAACUGAUGAUCACACACAACGAAAGGCGUAUCAUCUUCAAGUCGGACGAAGAGGCUGAAGAUUACGUUAAGAAAAUGAGACAACCAGCUGCUGACGACGAUGGAGACUGA